AUGAGUGAGGAGCUUUCAGAAACGAAAAGAAAGUCUCGUAAUCUCAGCGAGAAGCGACGCAGGGACAGUUUUAACGUGAUAGUUUCCGAAUUGGCGGCUGCCGUUGUUCCCGCAGACCGAAAGCUUGACAAAUCAAACGUUCUUAAACACACUAUCACGUUUCUGCGAAAACAUAACGAAAAUAUUUCCAGUACUGACCAAGAUUUGCACAAGCCCUCAGCAGGAAAGGAGCACCUCAGCAACGACGAGAUAUGCACUUAUUUGCAGCGAACGAUCAACGCUUAUUUGUUGGUCAUCUCCAGCAGUGGUGGCAUCGUGUACGCUUCCGGUGACUUUAUUGAAAAUUUCAAGUGCAGCGAGGUGUGGUUUGCCCUUAAAUGAUG
Molecule: messenger RNA, 383 nt
Organism: Soboliphyme baturini
Lineage: Eukaryota; Metazoa; Nematoda; Enoplea; Dioctophymatida; Soboliphymatidae
Source: the annotation of a GenBank genome assembly